AUGAGCGGUGUGGCUGGCGUAAGCGCGGUUUGUGAAGCCCCGUGUUGCUCCGGAAGCUGGCUCAGCAGCGAUGCUCUCGGUGACGACUGGGUCACUAACGCAAGCGCGAUUACGAGGAGCGGGCAGGUGGCAAAGUCGUCGUCAGGGAAGAGUGAGAGUCCUUGCUCUUCAGAGGUCUUGACGCGAAUGAAGCGCACGAAGGAGACAUCACCUGAGCCGAUGGAAAGAUUCGCCUUGCGGAGCAGCGUGAGGUCCGACGCACGCCCGAAGAGAAACCAGAGCAAGCACAGCAGAGGUGCAUCUUGGUAG
Phytophthora sojae is the source of this 309-nucleotide messenger RNA. RefSeq lists its product as hypothetical. Bases 1 to 309 code for a protein of 102 amino acids. The transcript has a single exon. The record is from RefSeq and is a predicted model, not a curated record. Lineage: Eukaryota; Oomycota; Peronosporomycetes; Peronosporales; Peronosporaceae.